Molecule: messenger RNA, 2713 nt
Organism: Alexandromys fortis (reed vole)
Lineage: Eukaryota; Metazoa; Chordata; Mammalia; Rodentia; Cricetidae
Gene: H3-4
Product: H3.4 histone, cluster member
Exons: 2
Coding region: 938-1348 (136 amino acids)
Cellular component (GO): nucleosome
Molecular function (GO): protein heterodimerization activity; DNA binding; structural constituent of chromatin
Source: RefSeq, a predicted model, not a curated record
GCCAGAUAUUAAGACGCUGCUCUGCAGUUGCAUGCAGCCUUGCACGGCGCGACUUCUCUCCGGGAAGCUCAGUUUAGACUUGUUGGAAUUGCAAAAUAGAUUUAAGAUUAAGGCCGUGGGACUCGUGGGUGCAGCGCACAGUUUGGUAACCACCCUGGUGACGAUUGCACAGAGUUCGGCCUUCGGGAGGUCUGGGGUGCCGGAGUAUAGGAGUGUGAGCACCGGGGUUCAGGGAAGGUUUCCGGAGGCCUCUGGUGGGCACCUUGGCUUUGGGUGCUGGAGAAGCGGUGCUUUUUGCACGCCUCGGAUCCGGAACCUGGCCUUGCUCAAGGGCGUUUCCGAUUGGUCAGUCCGAAAGCUCUGACUGCUCUCUUCGGCUGCUUGAGAUGCGGCUGCCCGGGGCGGAUGCUCCGCCGCCUCCCGGUCUCUGCCACAGCUCAUCCUAGGCUCCCUCAGGAUUUCAAAUACCGUAUCUCACAAGGACGUGUAUUCCCAGAGGCAAGAGAAACGGUUUGUUCUUUCUGAAAGUGAAGCCAUUUUCCUCACAUCACUAUGUGUACCAGAGAGUGGUUUCCCGGUUCCAGGCGCCACCCACGGACGACCCGCGUCCCCUUCCUCGGGAUGAUGCAGCGCCUCCCCGCGGCUGCAUCCCUGAACACCCGGCUCCUGCUUCCCUUUGCGGUAUUCGCUCGCGGCUGUUUAGACUACACCUGCAGUCCUACACAGAGAGGCGCCACUAACAACUCUAGAGAUAGCGGCACCAGGAGAGAAUUUAAAGGGAAGGCUGUAGAGUGGAACGCCCCAUGGACCAAUCAGAGCUCAGUAUUCAAUCAUGCUGCCUGACGGGCGGCCAAUAGGAACGCAGCGGGGUCUAUAAAAGCUGUGCCCGCAGGCCAUUUUGUGCCUUUGAGGAGCAGCUCAGGAAGGCUUCAGAGGGAUGGCUCGCACCAAGCAGACGGCGCGGAAGUCGACGGGAGGCAAGGCUCCACGCAAGCAGUUAGCCACGAAGGUGGCACGCAAGAGUGCACCGGCCACUGGCGGCGUGAAGAAGCCGCACCGCUACCACCCGGGCACGGUGGCGCUCCGCGAGAUCCGCCGCUACCAGAAGUCCACCGAGCUGCUGAUCCGCAAGCUGCCUUUCCAGCGCUUGGUGCGCGAGAUCGCCCAGGACUUCAAGACCGACCUGCGCUUCCAGAGCUCGGCCGUGAUGGCUCUGCAGGAGGCCUGCGAGUCCUACCUCGUGGGGCUCUUCGAGGACACCAACCUGUGCGCCAUCCACGCCAAGCGGGUGACCAUCAUGCCGAAAGACAUCCAGCUGGCUCGGCGCAUCCGCGGAGAGCGGGCCUAGACCCCACGGGCUCCCAAUCCUUGCAGGGCCAACAACCCAAAGGCUCUUUUCAGAGCCACCCACAAAAUCCAAAAAAGUGGUUGUAACCUAGAUUGGAUCUCACUGGAGGUCAGGACGAGUCGACUGGGAAGCCCAGUCCAUAGGCUUAGCCGCGGACCCGUUAAGCUGUUUGGUCCGCAGUUCCGCCCAAAUUUAACUAGGCCUUCACUUACAAGGCGUAAUAGCCUCAAGGUUGGCAGAUGUGACUGGUCCUGCCUAGUAAAAGCCCCAAAGGCGGCAAACCCACUGCCACAACCAUAGUGUUGGCCUGGUGUGCUCUUCUGUACCAGCACCACUCGCCAGCUGUGUUAACUGCCCAUUACUAGGAGCCCAGCAGAUCUUGUGCUUUGGAUAACUCACCUGGUUUAAAAAGGCUGCUGGCUACUCCUGUGCAUUAGAAGUUAGUCUUUCUCCUAUGAUGGAAAGCACAGGGAGCUGAGUGUGUUUUAUUAAAUUCUAGCCUGUGUUAACUUUGCCCAUCUGCUAGGGCAGUUAAGGAAAAAGUUUCCAGGGACACAUCCAGUGUAGUAAGGAAGCCGCUAAUUAGCUCCCAGCUGCUCAGUCCCAAAAUAAUCACACAGAAACUAUAUUAAUUAAAUCACUGCUUGGCCUAUUAGCUCUAACUUCUUGUCAGCCAGCUCUUAUAUUUUAAUUUAACCCAUUUCUAGUAAUCUGUGUAUCGCCACAUGGCUGUGGCUUACUGGGUAAAGUUCCGUCUGGCUCCGACGGGGCUACAUGGCUUCUCUCUGUCUCCACCUCCUUUCUCCCAGCAUUCUGUUUAGUUUUCCCUGCCUGGCUCUUCCCCUAUAGCUCUGCUAUAGGUCCAAAGCAGUUUCUUUAUUCAUUAAUGGUAAUUACAGCAUACAGAGGGAAAUCCCACAUCAAUCCAGAGGAUCCUGUGUUAGACUCUGACUCUCCACUUAGUGUAGGGAGUUUAGCCAAUAACUAUUGACUCACCCUAAGUGGUAAGCAAUAGGAUCUCUAGUUUAGAAGUUCAAGAGGAUGUUUUGCCCUGGGAUUUUAUUCUCUGGAUGUCACUAGCCCCGAUUUCUAGUGUCCAGUACUGUGUAACAGGCUUCUGAAUAAUACAAAGAGCUAAUGGUGUACCAGGGAUGACAGGCAUAGAGAAUAAUCAGCCUGCUCAGAAAUCAAACAGGAAGGAACCUAAAUUGAACUGCAUAGUGGAAGCCUGGGGGGAAUAGCCUGAACAUAUGACUGAGGUUAAUUAAAAAAAAAAAAACCUGAUUGCAUGAUGGUUGACUGACAGCGGUUCUGUUGGACUUAUAUUUAAAUUGAGUGCUUUGCCCUUUAAAAAUAAAUCUAUUA